UGCUGCUGCAUUUCCUUCUAGGAUAACUCCAAUCUGUAUAUGGUGAUGGAAUACAUCCCGGGCGGGGAGAUGUUCUCCCACCUACGGCGGAUCGGGAGGUUCAGUGAACCUCACGCCCGGUUCUACGCUGCUCAGAUCGUCCUGACCUUUGAGUAUCUGCACUCACUGGAUCUCAUCUACCGAGACCUGAAGCCAGAGAAUCUCCUGAUAGACCAGCAGGGCUACAUCGAGGUGACAGAUUUUGGUUUUGCCAAGCGGGUGAAAGGCCGAACCUGGACUCUGUGUGGGACCCCGGAAUACCUGGCCCCCGAGAUCAUCCUCAGCAAGGGUUAUAACAAAGCUGUGGACUGGUGGGCCCUCGGCGUCCUCAUCUACGAGAUGGCGGCUGGUUACCCCCCGUUCUUCGCGGACCAGCCCAUUCAGAUCUAUGAGAAGAUCGUCUCUGGCAAGGUCCGGUUCCCGUCUCACUUCAGCUCGGACCUGAAGGACCUGCUCCGGAACCUGCUGCAGGUGGACCUCACCAAACGCUUUGGCAACCUCAAGAACGGGGUCAAUGACAUCAAGAACCACAAGUGGUUUGCUACUACUGACUGGAUCGCCAUCUACCAGAGGAAGGUGGAAGCUCCUUUUAUACCAAAGUGCAAAGGCCCCGGCGACACGAGUAACUUCGACGACUACGAGGAAGAGGAGAUCCGGGUCUCGAUCACUGAGAAGUGCGCCAAGGAGUUUGCUGAGUUCUAGGGCCAGCGGCCCCACCCCGGGAGGGCGCGCGCGGAGCAGGUGGGGGCGGGGUUGGAUUUGAUCAGCAGAAAGACCAGAGUUCCUUGCCUGUGUGUUUUAUUUUUGUGGGUGGGGGGUAGGGAUUUGCCUGGAUCUGGUUUGCGGGGGGAGCGGGAGACCCCUUAUUCUAAACCUGUACUAAGUAAAUGACGGUAGAGAAGGGCAGGAGUCUAAAUUCUCCCAUGCGCACCCCUGGUCCCCCCCACUUGCACAUGCUUCCUCCCCCAUCACAAGCCUGCAGCCCCCCCGAGCAGCUCUCCUCAUCCCCCCUCACCUGGGGUUUAAACAGAUUACUACACACACACACACGCACGCACACACACACACACACACUCAGCUCCCACUGGGUACUUUCCACCCCCUCACACUGAUCGGGUUACCCCCACACUGCCUCUCAGUCCACACGUGCUGCACCCCCACCGUCCUGGCUGGCUUUAUUGGUGGCUUUUAGUUUUUGAAGGGGGGGGGGCGUUUUUUGCCAUCAAAUCCCCCCCAGACCUUCAUGGCUAUUUGCAAAGGCUUCUGGGAGCAGGGUGUGGAGCAAAGAUGCCCCAACACCCACCGACAUGGCAGAAUAACUUUGAAUCCCCCCAAGGGGGAGAAAAAUCCCAGCCCCCCACCACCACUCUGGAAAGAGGAAGAAGGAGGGAAAUCUUGUCUCACUUUAUAAACUUGGGGAUGGGGGGGUUGGGCUCUUUUUUUUUUUUUUUAAUUAAAAAUAAAUUAGUAAAUUAAACCUUACUUUCCGUUGGGGGACGUGGGGGUGUGUGUUGGGUAGGGGGCUAAGAGGUUUUAAAACCCCAGGCGUGGGGCUGGGCUGGGCUAACUUACCCUACAUCAGCCCCCGCCAUCCCCGGUGACACCUCUCUUCCCCUCCCCCCCCAGUGCCAGGAAUUUUAACUCUCCAAGCUUUGAAUGUUUCCAGGUUUUAGCAAGGAAAAAAAAAAGAGAUCCGUUUUUAUUUUUGUUUUUUCAGGUAGAAACUGACCGUAUUUCCCCACCCCCGCUGCUCUCUGCGGGGUGUCUGGUUUGGGGGUAUCUUACACCGGCGGGGGGAGAUCUGGGAGUUGGUUACAGAUUGGGAUGGAGGUGCUGGGAGAGGGAAUCUCCCCGGUGGGUUUUGGAUUUUUAGCUUCCUUUGGAAAUAAAAUGCUGCCUUUUGAAUCUAGGCUGUGAAUGUGAGCGACCCCCUCACCCCCACCCCUUCUUUGGCCUGUCCUCUUGUGUGUCGGGGUGGGGGUUGCAGGUAGGAUCUGGUUCUGGGGCACUUGGUUAUUUUCCCCCAGGUCAGUGGGGGCUUAUACACUCUUCUCCCUCCCUCCCCCCAUAGGCCAAAUGGUGCCCUGCAGAAAUAACCUUAAAGGAUUUUCUGGUGGGGGGAAGGGUUCCCCUUACCCACAACCCGCCUGGGGCUCCUUUCUGCACCUCCGAUUUUAUGCUGUCGAUUUACAUUUUAAGAUGACAAUGCAGGAGAAGAAACCAGAAAAUAGGGUGGGGGGGAAGAGGAGGGUAGGCAGGAACACAGGAUCCCAAUUAGGCCCUGAUCUCCCCCCUCCCCUCCUCCCAACUCUCAACUGGCCCCCCCAGGGAGUGACCCCAUUAGAUCUGUGGUCAGGUUGGAGGGGCGUUAAGCCAUGAUUAGCCCCUCCAAUGUGAGAUCAGCUGAGUGGGGGGGGAGAAAGGGGUGCUGAUACCUAGCCAUGAUCCUGCUUUAUUGGGGGGGGGGGAAGGUGCGUGUGUGGGGGGCUCUUGUUCUAUUCAUUUACUUUUCCUCCUGUCUGAUUCUUGACUUAUCCUCCCUGCCGGCCCUCCCGUCCCCAAAGCAGUGCAUCAGUGUGGUGGUCCUGUUCUAACCCCCCAGCCUGUCUCCCUCUGUGUGUAUUCACCAGCCGGUUGAAUUUCUUGUUUCUCUCCGGGGCGGAAGUGUGUGAGCUUCUUUUGGUUUCAUAGAUAAAUUAUAUAUAUUAUAAAUACAUGAGCGCUGUCAGGAGCGGAGGGGGGGAGCCCUGUGGCUAGCCCUCCCCCUAAAAUCCCCCUUUCCCACAAAGAAGCUCGAGAGUCCCAUCUAGAGGGUGGGGAUAUCAUCCGCCCCGCCCCGGGAAACAUGUCUGUGUCCUCCGACAAAACCUGUUUCACUGGAAAAAACAAAACAACCCCCCCCAACCCCCACUUCCUCUUUAACAGUGUGCUUUGUUGUAAACAUAUUUGAAACAAUUACCAAUAAAGUUUUGUUUAAAAAAAUAAAA
Molecule: messenger RNA, 3026 nt
Organism: Trachemys scripta elegans
Lineage: Eukaryota; Metazoa; Chordata; Testudines; Emydidae
Product: cAMP-dependent protein kinase catalytic subunit alpha
Exons: 6
Coding region: 40-741 (233 amino acids)
Biological process (GO): peptidyl-serine phosphorylation
Cellular component (GO): nucleus; cAMP-dependent protein kinase complex
Molecular function (GO): ATP binding; cAMP-dependent protein kinase activity; protein kinase A regulatory subunit binding
Source: RefSeq, a predicted model, not a curated record